This is a messenger RNA of Oncorhynchus gorbuscha (pink salmon), 1077 nucleotides long. RefSeq names its product TBC1 domain family member 1-like. The transcript is spliced from 2 exons. NCBI's taxonomy places the organism in Eukaryota, Metazoa, Chordata, Actinopteri, Salmoniformes, Salmonidae. The annotation marks the transcript as partial. The record is from RefSeq and is a predicted model, not a curated record.
AUCGUCCUACACAACCCUCACCCUACACCCUCCCCCCUCCACCUCACCCCUCUCGGAAGAAACACAGAGGAAGAGGAGGAAGAGGAGGAAGAGGUUGAAUACAGACUGACUCUGGUUGGCUGCCUCCCGGUCCAUCACCUCACCACCAUGGCCAUGCUGCCCUGGGUCGUGGCUGAGAUCGGGAGGCCUCGGCCUGGGGAGAGAGACAAGCCCGUAGGGGGUCGGCCGCCUGGAAGUCCUGCAAGUAGAGGCACACACACCGGAAACGGAGAGAGCGUUUCCUCACGACCACACCAGGCGGUGUGUCUGUGUGUGUCUGCCUCGUGGGUGAGGUGUGUGUGGACGGAGGAGGAGGUGGAGAGGGACAGGCGACCGUGGGACCCCCUCACACACACUCACAGGUUGUUGUUUGAGUGCCGGCCGCACCGCGUCACCAAGCUACUCCACGACAGCAGGGAGCCGUGUAGCUUUGGUUGUCUCGUUCGAGACACACAUCUCUGUUACUGCUACGUCUUCCAAUGCCAGGACUGCACCAAGGUCCCUGAGAUCAUCAGUACGCUGCGUCAGGCCGGGAAGAGCUCGGCGCGCAACGAUGACCUCGCAGCGCACAAACCCGCCGCCUCUUCCUCCUCAGAAGACUGUACUCCGUCCGCGUCGUCGGCCUUCGGCGCUGCCACCAUGUUCGCCAAGAGGUUUGAGGUUCUGUUCUGUGGAAGAGUGACCGUCGCCCACAAGAAAGCCCCGCCCGCUUUGAUUGACGAGUGCAUCGAGAAAUUCAGCCAAUCCGUAAGGGCCGGGGGCGAUCCUCAACCAGAAAGUGGCGGUGGAUUGGUGGACGGGCUGCGGAGAGCUCUGGCCUUACCGACGCUAACGCGAAAUGGAGGAACGGGGGAUGGAGAGGUCAGGGGAGGAGGGUACGGUGCCUCUAGUGGUGGGAGGCCGGUGAUGUUCCAACCAGACCCCAGUUUCCCCUGCCUCAGAGCCCUGGAUGAGAACGGCCUGUCACCUGAACUACACACACACACCGCUGGGGUCCAGCCCACCAGUCUACAGGAGAACAGGACCAUGCUGUUCAUG